Piliocolobus tephrosceles (Ugandan red Colobus) is the source of this 1890-nucleotide messenger RNA. RefSeq names its product zinc finger protein with KRAB and SCAN domains 5-like. NCBI's taxonomy places the organism in Eukaryota, Metazoa, Chordata, Mammalia, Primates, Cercopithecidae. The record is from RefSeq and is a predicted model, not a curated record. The transcript has 2 exons. The coding region runs from base 1289 to 1795 and encodes 168 amino acids.
GAAAGUGGGUAGUGAGAGUAGCGAGGAUGCGGGUGAAGAAAACCUAAGGGCCCCAAAUUCAACAUAAGCGAGGUUUGCGACCUCUCAGCAAGGUACAGACCUACUUCGAAUCGGGUCGCAGAGCGUUGGGGGUGGGGGAAGGCGCAAGCUCCCCGGCCAAUCAGACACGAGCAACCUCAGCCCAACCCCGGAGGCCCCUCCCCCGCCCCCGCCCCACUGAAAGGGGAGGAGCUUGGGCUGUUUCAAUGGCUUUGGGUUGGAGCAGGGGAGAGGGUGGCUCCGUUUGCCUCCUCGCUUUGAUGAUGCUGUGCGAGCGGCUUCGGGGCCCUGGGGACGUGCGAGUCACUGAGGGUGGGCUGGGACUCGGGGCCUGCGUCCAUCUCCCCGCCGAUUGGUCCGCCCCGCCUGCGAGGCGAGGUCCUCCGGGAUUCCUAGAGAGGACGCGGAAGUGCUUUCGGGGGGGGUGGGAUCUAACCGUUUAACCCCGUUGGACAGGGCAAGAUUGGACUUGGUUACUUCCGGCGAGGAAGUAUUGGGAAGUGUCGGCUUCGGUUUCUCUCCGUGGGAAGAACCGCAUCUUCCCAGCCUCGGCUGCGGGGAGCUUGAUGUUCCAGGAGAGCUCCCCUAGAGUGGGGCCUUGAGGGGAGGGAGCAGGGGCUUCGUGACUGGACGGGGGUCCUGUCCCUAACCUUGACCGAGCCACAGUCUCUGUAUCUCUGGGUCAGGGGCCAUUCUGAGGACUCCAGGUUCAGAUGUGUACCUUAUAAACGCUGCUUCUCUUUGGGACCGAUGGAGUCUCCCCUUGGCCUGUCAAGCUCUUGUAGGUUAGAGGACAGGCUCAGUUUUGACCAUUAUAAUGAUUUUCACCCCUAUUCCGACUUGAGUUUGUUUAUGGUAGAGAGAAGGAGCGGCUGCGUCUGGACUAGUCUUGUCCCGUUGUUUAUAUGGAAUGUAAAGUUCUUCACUCUAAAACUGUUUUAGGUUGGGCCUGAUGUUAGAUUUGUGUGGCUCUCUAAUACACUUUUUAAAUGUUGGGGAUAUUCCUUGUUAUCAUUUUGUGGGUGAAGUGAUGGCUACCUUGUAGUCCUUAUUUUUAAGUAAUUACUUUGUUGAGUGGUCAUCUGUAGUAUAGAUGACCUCUUUGCCAUCUGUCUUUGCUAAUAAUGAUUUCCAAUACAUCAGUAGGUUGCAUGCUACUGAAAGUGUCCUUCAGAAGAUCUUAAAGAGCAGAAAACCAAUUGGUUCAGUGUAACACAGCCAGCCUCGAGGGACUUCCCUCUGAGUUGGAAUGAUAAUGACCGAAUCCCGGGAAGUUAUAGACUUAGACCCCCCGGCUGAGACUUCCCAGGAGCAGGAAGACCUUCUCAUAGUGAAGGUGGAAGAAGAAGACUGCACCUGGAUGCAGGAGUACAACCCUCCAACGUUUGAGACUUUUUACCAGCGCUUCAGGCACUUCCAGUACCAUGAGGCUUCAGGACCCCGGGAAGCUCUCAGCCAACUCCGGGUGCUCUGCUGUGAGUGGCUGAGGCCUGAGCUGCACACAAAGGAGCAGAUCCUGGAGCUGCUGGUGCUGGAGCAGUUCCUGACCAUCCUGCCUGAAGAGUUCCAGCCCUGGGUGAGAGAACAUCACCCUGAAAGUGGAGAAGAGGCAGUGGCCGUGAUAGAAAAUAUACAGCGAGAACUUGAGGAACGCAGACAGCAGGUGCCCUGUGACUUCCUGCCACUCCAGCAAAGAGAAGCAAUAUCCAGUGUGUUAACCUGUAGAAGACAAUCUGCGAUUUUAUUUAUUUUUUAAAUUACUGUAUUUAUUUAUUUAUUAUUGAGAUGGAGUCUCGCUCUGUCGCCCAGGCUGGAGUGCAGUGUCGCAAUCUCGGCUCACCGCAAGCUCCG